CCGCUUUAGAACAACAACAAUUUUUUUUCCAGUGUUAUUUGCUGAUAGGAUGUCAUAAGUCUCUAAAAACAUGUGGUCUAAGGAUAUUGAUGAAUUAGGGAUGAUUAACCAAUCAGAAAAGGGGUCAACAUGUGCUCGUGUAUUCAAGAUUAUUCUUAUAACAUUCAUGUGUGGGCUUAUGGUGGGUGGGGUAGCUGUUCUUGGCAUUGGAAUUUGGGCUCAUGAGUCAGAGUAUGGCAGUAAGGCAGUUGGGGGUCUCAUUGGAGUGGCACUCUACAGCAUUGACUCUACAUUGUUUAUUGCAUGCGGAUCAGUAACAAUUUGCAUCAUGGGUGUUGGAUUGAUCGGUUAUCUUCUACCUCAGAAAUGUCUCCUUGGUCUGCAUCUGUGUGUUAUGACUUUCCUUGCUUUCACACUGUUUGCUGCUGGAAUUCUGGGAUAUGUUUUCGUAGGGGAGCUUGAAGACACUGUGAGGGGAUCAUUAAAGAAAAGUGUGACAGAGAAGUAUGGGACACCAGGCAAAGAAUCAAUUACAAGAGCCUGGGAUGAUAUCCAACAGGCAUUUGAUUGUUGUGGAGGUUAUGGUGGAGAGAACACAACUACAUCCUGGUACUUGUAUCAGUCAGAGAGUUUCUGGUUCAAGGAUAACUAUAACAACAAUGCUAGUGUACCAGAGAGUUGUUGUAAGAGGACAGGAGAUGUGGAGAUGUGUAUGGGUCUUAAACCUGAUGCAGCAAACAACUUCCCUCCAUACAGAAAACCACCGAUUACAGCUUUAUCUUCAAACUAUACAAUAUAUCUAGAGGGUUGUUAUGAUAAACUGGAGAAAUAUUUGGAACAGAAUGGAAUACUGAUAGGGACCACUGCUGUUGUCAUGGGAGUUUUCAUGAUUAUUGAGAUAGCCAUGACAAUUUUUGUGUACCGCUCACUUCAUUAAAACCAUUACCAUGGAAACCAGGGUCUACCUGACUACUCACAAAACAGCUCAAACAGAACAAAUUUUAUGGAUGUGUUUCAUGUAUUCUGAAAAAAAUAUUUUUUUUUUGUUUUGUAAUAUUUGUUUAUUAUAUUUCUUUUUUCAAGAUGGAUUUAAAGGGGUAGGAAUUAACCCCCUUCCUUUUGUUAAAGAUGUAGAUAAAAUAAUUUAGAAACCAGAAUGAAACUGAAAAAAAAUCAACUCUACUGGCUUAAAAAUGAAUUCUAUGGGUAAAAAUGCAUGUUUAUAAGGUAAUCAGACUUGCAAUUGAGGUGAACAAGAAUUGUUUCUGCUGGAUUUUGGUGUUUCCUUUGAUUAGUUUAUUUUAAGAACAUUUUUAUUAUUACAUUGCAAAAUUCUAGUUAAGUUUUGAAGGUCUACUCAUUUUGUAAUAAUGUGUUUCUUUUGUAUGUUCAGGAUAUACAUUUUUCAAUGAGAGGUUUAAAAACAUUAUUAAAUGAAGUUUAGUUUACAUCAAGGUCAUUACAGAAUGGUAAUACACCUUGUUAAUACCUAAAUAAAAAAGAAGAUAAUGAUGUUGUAAGAUUGAUGGUUUUAACUAUUUUACACAUAUGCAAAUAUUGGUUUUGUUGCCACAAAUAUAGGUACUGAGAGUGUAUAGCAAUAAUACGGUUUACCCCCUGUUGAGAUGGGAAUUUUCAUAUUUACCUAACAUAUCAAGGGCAGUAACCAUGUUGUGAUUUUAUAGCAAUAUUACAGUUUACCCUUUGUUGAGAUGGAAAUUUUCAUAUAUACCUAACAUAUCAAGAACAAAAACGUGAUUUUAUAUCAAUAUAUGGUUUACCUUUGUUGGGAGAUAGAAAUUUUCAUAUUUACCUAACAGAUCAAGGGGUUGUGAUUUUGUAACAAUAUUCGGUUUAACCUUUGUUGAGAUAGAAAUUUUCAUAUUAGGGGUUGUGAUUUUAUAGCAAUAUACGGUUUACCCUUUGUUGAGAUAGAAAUUUUCAUAUUUACCUAACAUAUCAAG
Ruditapes philippinarum (Manila clam) is the source of this 1964-nucleotide messenger RNA. RefSeq names its product CD151 antigen-like. Bases 71 to 937 code for a protein of 288 amino acids. The record is from RefSeq and is a predicted model, not a curated record. Lineage: Eukaryota; Metazoa; Mollusca; Bivalvia; Venerida; Veneridae. Gene Ontology annotation, cellular component: membrane. The transcript has 9 exons.